UCUGGCGGAGGAUUAACAUACAUACAUGUGUAUGUAUGCGUCACGUAUAUAUUUACUGCAAAUGGUGGGGAUCAUUUAGUGCCCGAGAUGGGAGACCUGAAGUCAGGUUUCGAAGAGGUGGAUGGCGUGAGGCUCGGCUACCUCAUCAUUAAAGGAAAGCAAAUGUUUGCUCUCUCCCAAGUCUUCACAGAUCUGCUGAAAAACAUCCCGAGGACGACCGUGCACAAGCGCAUGGAUCAUCUGAAAGUGAAAAAGCACCACUGCGAUCUGGAGGAGUUGCGGAAACUCAAAGCAAUCAACAGUAUCGCCUUCCACGCGGCCAAAUGCACGCUCAUCUCCCGGGAAGACGUAGAAGCGCUCUACACCUCCUGCAAAACCGAGCGUGUGCUCAAGACCAAGCGAAGGAGGGUCGGUCGGGCCCUGGCCACAAAGGCGCCGCCGCCAGAGCGCGCCGCCGCCGCCGCCAGCCCCCGCCCGGCUUUUUGGAAGGACAAGCACCAACUUUGGCGGGGCCUGAGCGGAGCCGCGCGGCCCCUGCCAAUCAGCGCGCAGUCCCAGCGUCCGGGCGCCGCCGCCGCCGCGCGCCCCGCCGCCCAUCUACCUCAGAUUUUUAGCAAAUACCCGGGCUCGCACUACCCGGAGAUCGUUCGCUCGCCUUGCAAACCCUCUUUAAACUAUGAAACUGCCCCGCUCCAGGGAAACUACGUCGCCUUCCACUCGGACCCCGCUUAUUUUCGGAGCCUGCUGUGCAGCAAGCACCCCGCUGCAGCCGCCGCCGCCGCCGGGGCCACUUGCUUGGAGAGGUUUCAUCUGGUCAACAGCUUCUGCCCGCCUCCCCACCACCACCAUCACCACCACCACCAUCAUCAUCACCAUCACCACCGGGCCCAGCAGCCAACGCCGAGUCACCACCCCCCUCACCACCACCGGCCGCAGCCCCAUCUAGGAAGCUUUCCCGAGAGUUGUAGCAGCGACUCCGAGUCCAGCUCCUACUCCGACCAUGCAGCCAAUGACUCGGAUUUUGGCUCCAGUUUAUCCAGCUCCAGCAACUCGGUGUCCUCGGAGGAAGAGGAGGAGGAAGGAGAGGAGGAGGAAGAGGAGGAGGAGGAAGAGGGGGGUAGCGGAGCCUCCGAUUCCAGUGAAAUCAGCUCCGAGGAGGAGGACUCCUCCACCGAAUCAGACUCCAGCUCCGGGUCCAGCCAAGUGUCAGUGCAGAGUAUCCGUUUCAGGCGCACCAGCUUCUGCAAGCCUCCCAGUGUGCAGGCGCAGGCCAACUUCUUAUACCAUCUGGCCUCCGCCGCCGCUGCAACCAAACCCGCUGCUUUCGAGGAUGCCGGCCGACUUCCCGACCUCAAGAGUAGUGUCAAAGCCGAGUCGCCAGAGGAGUGGAAUCUGCAGAGCUGGGCUCCCAAAGGGGCUCCGGUGUACUGCCCGGCCAGCAUGGGGAAUUGUUUCCCAGAGAUAAGAAACGAUAGGGUAUCUGAGAUUACAUUCCCACACUCUGAAAUUUCCAAUACUGUAAAAAGAACUGACCUGACAAUUAACUGCCUGGCAGAGGGGGCCUCUUCACCUAGCCCAAAGACAAACAAUGUAUUUCCACAACAAAGAAUACUCCGAGAGGCUAGGAAAUGCCUACAAGCAACUCCAACUACACACUGUGCAGAAAACAACACAAUAGCUGCUAGGUUCUUAAAUAAUGAUUCUUGCGGAACAGCAGCAAAUUCAGGCAAAGAUUCCAAAAUCCCUCAUUGUCCUGAAUUUGCUACGGAUUUGCCCUCUCCUCAAACUGAUCCCGGAGUGGAUGCAGCAACAGCAGCAGCAGCAGCUAAAGCUGAGAGUCUCUGCACUGACAUGGGCGACAAGACAUUGCCAUUUCUGCACAAUAUUAAAAUCAAAGUAGAAGACAGUAGUGCUAAUGAAGAGUAUGAACCUGAUCUUAUUACAAAUAAACUAAAGUGGGAGUGCAAUGAUACCGAGGGUGAGUUUUACAGUAUGACUGAGAAGAAAGAGGAGGACGCCUUGGUACCCACAGCCAAGGAAGGUUUUGCAUGCCCUGAGAAAGAAACGCCUUCCUUAAAUCCACUGGCUCAGAGUCAGGGCCUCUCAUGCACUUUAGGAUCUCCAAAACCUGAGGAUGGGGAAUAUAAAUUUGGUGCCAGGGUGAGAAAAAAUUACCGGACACUAGUACUGGGCAAACGAGCAGUUCUUCAGACACCUCCAGUCAAACCAAAUUUGAAAUCAGCUAGAAGCCCUCGUCCUACAGGUAAAACUGAGACACAUGAAGGAACACUGGAUGACUUUACAGUUUUAAACAGACGCAAAAAGGUAGCCAGCAAUGUAGCAUCAGCAGUGAAAAGACCAUUUAAUUUCAUGGCAAAUUUUCCUUGUCCACCCUCACUCAUUGUUGGGAAGGAUGGGGAUUUGUGGCCUGCGUAUUCCUUAAACACCACUAAGGAUUCCCACCCUCCUCACAAGGCCCAUCCUAUAUGGAAAUGGCAGCUGGGCGGCUCUGCAAUACCUCUUCCACCUAGUCACAAAUUCAGGAAAUUUAAUUCAUAAAAAAAAUGUUUUGGAAGAUAUUUUCUUGAACCCUAUUACCUUCCUUUUGUUGUAAACUGCACAGGAUGGCUUGUACCAAGUCCAUUAAUGGUGUUACACCCCUUUUGGAGUCCUGGUUUAUCGCAUUUUGAAGACAGAAAUCGGAUUACUUUUUUUCCCA
This is a messenger RNA of Apodemus sylvaticus (European woodmouse), 2719 nucleotides long. RefSeq names its product SKI/DACH domain containing 1 (gene Skida1). Lineage: Eukaryota; Metazoa; Chordata; Mammalia; Rodentia; Muridae. The coding region runs from base 88 to 2559 and encodes 823 amino acids. The transcript has a single exon. The record is from RefSeq and is a predicted model, not a curated record.